Molecule: messenger RNA, 1741 nt
Organism: Bolinopsis microptera
Lineage: Eukaryota; Metazoa; Ctenophora; Tentaculata; Lobata; Bolinopsidae
Product: doublesex- and mab-3-related transcription factor B1-like
Exons: 9
Coding region: 77-952 (291 amino acids)
Biological process (GO): regulation of DNA-templated transcription
Molecular function (GO): sequence-specific DNA binding
Source: RefSeq, a predicted model, not a curated record
UAACUUUGUACCGCAAGAUAUAUGGUAGCUGAAGUAAUUUAGUGGAUGUUUUACAAUUCUGUUAAUUUUCUGCUCCAUGACAGGGUUAGAAGGGACAGACAGCAUCAACAUCCAUCAAAUUCCAUCCGUAGACAAAGUCACAAUAUCCCACAUACCCGCGAUGCUCACUAAAGACGCACAGAAAGCUCCCAAACCGACGGUGAAAAGCAAGCCUACGUGCGCGAGAUGUAAAAACCACGGAAAGAUUGUGUAUAGGAAAGGUCACUCUCAAAACUGUGAGUACCUCAGCUGCAAAUGCCCCCAAUGUCACGCCAUCAAAAUGCGCAACGAUAGCAUGGCUAAGUGUAUGUCAAAUGAACGGAAGUCUACCAUCCCGAAACACAUGCCAGGAUUUGCUGAAGCGGACAGCAGCUGUUCAAGCACUACUCCAGUCAUGUGCUCCAGCGCUAUUAAACCAGAAUACCACGAUACAUUUGACGAGCCUCAGACCCCCGAUACCACCAGUUAUGAGCGACCAGUUAAGAGACUGAGAACGUCGCCGCCCACGACAGAUGCCCUGUCGGCGGUACACGCUGGAUACGGUUACCUGCAACAAGAUGCCCGUGCCACGUGGGGAUACGAUUGCUUGAGGCAAACAGUGGAUCCCAGAUACAAUAUCUACCCUGGUAUGCAUUUUUCCGGUGCGCAUUCCAAAGGCAUGACGCCGUUUCCGCAACCAGCAGCCCAUACCCAUGCUUCUCUGGAGGAAAGAAAACGGCUUUUCGAUCCAGCCUACAAGGUAGCCACCAGCACGGGUCGUGCAGCUCACCCCUCAGCCUCCUACCAAGUGAACGCACUCCUUCGCUCAGACUCCAACCCCGAACUAAUGAUGCACAGCUCUUUCAGACAGCUGCUGCAGCAGAUUAGUCAGCCUGAAGAUUCUGGCCUCAACAACACCCACAAGAACAUUUAGCUGCCCUAGUGAGAAACAAGGCAGGGUAUCUAUUCGAUAGUAUUAACAGAAGAAGCUCAGAAAAGAAAGAUGAAAGAAUGUCCUGUCAGGUCUUGAGGUCUUAACUCUGUGAACAAUCAAUAUUUGAGUAAUUCAAAUUUUUGCUAGGGAAAAUUGAUAGCUAUAGCUUGAAUGAUAUUGAUAUUUGAUAGGCAUUUGAAUGAAUGCUUCUAUUUUUAGAUGAUCAUAGUACAAAGAUAUGAUAUGCUGUUUUACUUUUUUAGAUAAUGUGAUGAGUCACAUAGGACAAAAUAGGACUGGUAAAAUCGCAGUGGUUCAACUAGACUUUUGGAAUUUAGUUAAACAAAUAGAACUAUAAAGGGAGAAUUUUAAUUUAAAUAACGUGAAGGCAACUGAGUCAUCCUUUUAGUUGUUUAUCAAUCCCUGACCCUUGUUACGGAUAUCAUUGCCACUAUUUGCCACUAUUUGCCACUAUUUGCCACUAUUUGCCACUAUUUAAAAGUUAAAACCCUUUUUACCAGUCCUGUUCUGACCUGGUUCAUGAAAAUGAAGUGCAUUUCAUCUUUGUUAUAAUUUCGAGUGUUUUAUAAGUUUAGGGGUCAAUAUGCAUUAUGCAAUCUAUAAUAGAGAAAUUUACUGUAAUGGUAACGCUUCAAAUAGCAUCUUUUAAAGUUCUUAAUUUCUCAAAUUUUUAGUAAUAUCGUUAAGAAUAUAUGAUUACAAAAUGGUGAAAAUUCUUCAAAUAAUUAUUAUGAUUGUAUUGUAAUUUUUGUUUGUUCGUCUAUUGGA